AAGCACCGCCUCGUCCUGCCCCUCAACAACAGCUUACAGAACGGUUAUGAAAAAGACGAGCUUUUGAUUCACAUUAGACUUGCAGCUUCACUUGAGUACUGCAGUGCAUUCUGUCUUAUAGAUAUUUCCCGAAGUGUUUACAGUGUUGACUUGUGCAUUUGAGCUUUUGUUGUAGCAUACUGACGGAAGGAAGAUUCACAGCUGAGAGAUUUAAUGAUGACGACAUCAUGGAGCGAUCGACUUCAGGACUAUGCAGAUCUCCCAGCGAACAUGGAUGGCCUGGCGAUGAAGAAAUACAGGAGAGAGGCCUAUCAUAGAGUGUUUGUGAACAGAAGUCUGGCCAUGGAAAAGAUUAAAUUCUUCGGCUUUGACAUGGAUUACACUUUAGCAGUAUACAAGUCUCCCGAAUACGAAUCGUUGGGCUUUGAUCUGACUGUGGAGCGGCUGGUCUCCAUUGGCUACCCACAGGAACUACUCGGAUUUGUUUAUGACCCCACUUUCCCUACAAGAGGUCUGGUGUUUGACACCAUGUAUGGCAACCUCCUGAAGGUAGAUGCUUAUGGAAACAUCCUGGUUUGUGUCCAUGGCUUUAACUUCCUGCGAGGCCCUGACACCCGAGAGCUCUAUCCCAACAAGUUUAUCCAGCGUGAUGACACAGAACGCUUCUACAUCCUCAACACACUCUUUAACCUUCCAGAAACAUACCUCUUAGCCUGCCUGGUUGACUUCUUCUCAAACUGUGACCGAUAUUCAAGGGGGAGAGAGCUUUCCUGUUUGGCUCGGACAACCUCAAACAAGGGAAGACUCUGUGAAAAGGGCUUUAAGGAUGGAGACCUCUUCAUGUCCUUCAAGAGCAUGUUCCAAGAUGUCCGAGACGCUGUAGACUGGGUACAUUUCAAGGGAACAUUGAAAGAGAAAACCGUGGAAAACCUGGAGAAGUAUGUUGUGAAAGAUGCCAAGUUGCCGUUGCUGCUGAGCCGCAUGAAUGAAGUCGCUAAAGUUUUCUUAGCUACCAACAGUGACUUCAAAUACACAGACAAAAUUAUGACAUACUUGUUUGACUUCCCCUAUGGCCCAAAGCAUGGCACUCCACACCGUCCAUGGCAGUCAUACUUCGACCUCAUCCUAGUGGAUGCUAGAAAGCCUUUAUUUUUCGGAGAGGGAACUGUUCUAAGACAGGUGGAUACGACUACAGGCCGGCUGAAAAUAGGAACAUACACUGGACCUUUACAACAUGGCAUUGUUUACUCUGGAGGUUCUUCUGACAUUGUGUGUGACCUGCUUGGAGCAAAAGGGAAGGAUAUUUUGUACAUUGGCGAUCACAUUUUUGGAGAUAUUCUUAAGUCCAAGAAGCGUCAGGGUUGGCGGACGUUCCUGGUGAUUCCUGAAUUGGCUCAGGAGCUGCAUGUUUGGACAGACAAAAGCUCUCUGUUCGAGGAACUGCAGGGCUUGGACAUUUUCCUGGCAGAACUAUACAAGCAUUUGGACAGCAGCAGCAAUGAGAGGCCAGAUAUCAGUGCCAUCCAGAGAAGAAUGAAGAAAGUGACUCAUGACAUGGACAUGUGCUACGGGAUGAUGGGAAGUCUGUUCCGCAGUGGCUCUCGGCAGACUCUGUUUGCGUCUCAGGUGAUGCGUUACGCUGAUCUGUAUGCUGCCUCAUUCAUCAACCUGCUCUACUACCCCUUCAGCUACCUGUUCAGAGCCGCUCACGUGCUGAUGCCCCAUGAGUCCACAGUGGAGCACACUCAUGUAGACACAGAUACUGAGUCUCCUCUGGCCACACGCAACCGCCACUGUGUGGACUGCAAGGACAUUGACUGUAAAAGAAACCACCUCACACGCUCCAUCAGCGAAAUCAAACCAACCCACCUGUUCGCUCAGCCGCCGCAGGAAAUCACCCACUGCCACGACGAAGAUGACGACGAAGAGGAGGAGGAGGAAGAGUAGAUGUUUUUGACCUAUUCUAGGGAAAUGAACUGUAGGGUGAGGAUGAUAGAAUGAUGAGGAUAUCGUGUGAGGAGUAGACUAUAAUUGUCAAACCAAGCUCAAAAACCUUACCAGACUUCACCCAAACUGACAUAAAGAUAACUAAA
Carassius auratus (goldfish) is the source of this 2093-nucleotide messenger RNA. Its product is annotated as cytosolic purine 5'-nucleotidase-like. The record is from RefSeq and is a predicted model, not a curated record. Lineage: Eukaryota; Metazoa; Chordata; Actinopteri; Cypriniformes; Cyprinidae. Bases 214 to 1947 code for a protein of 577 amino acids. Gene Ontology annotation, molecular function: 5'-nucleotidase activity. The transcript has 19 exons.